Messenger RNA from Camellia sinensis, 3160 nucleotides. Lineage: Eukaryota; Viridiplantae; Streptophyta; Magnoliopsida; Ericales; Theaceae. The record is from RefSeq and is a predicted model, not a curated record.
CUCAACACAAAAUCCAGUCUUAUCGAUAUAGUGCUUUAGCCAAUUGAAGGUUUGUUUUCUUCACUGUUGUCAUUUCCUUCUUGUUCUUGCUCAUCUUGUGGUGAGUUGUGAUUGGAAAAUCAGUCAAAGAUGGCAGAAUUCAUUAUUCCGGCAGUUGUUCGAAAAGCAAUUGAAAUAGGCAGUAAUCUGAUCAUCCAAGCAGUUCCUCACCAUGUAAGAGAGCAUGUGGAUUGGAUCCAGCAAGAGAUGACAUAUAUUCAAUCCUUUUUGGAAGAUGCUGAUGCCAAGCAAGGUGACAAAAGAGUGGCUGCCUUCUUGCUUGAUAUAAGGGACCUUGGUUUGGAAGUGGAGGACAUUUUGGACAAAUAUUUCCCUAAGAUUGUAUCAUCCAAGAGGAAGGGCUUCUUUGGUAUCUUUGGCUCCAUUUCCACUACUCAUAAGUUUGUUGCAGAGAUUGAAACGAUCAAAAGAAGGGUCGAAGACAUUAAAUCUCGCAGACUAGUGUAUGGGAUUCAAGAAAAGAAUGUCACCGACGAAGGAGAGACGUGUUAUAGUAGAAGACGAUCUUUCCCUCAUUAUGAUGAACCAAAUGUUGUUGGUUUUGAAGAACACAUUAAUAGUUUGGUGGGCAAAUUGCUAGAUAAGAAUUCACGGUCUAGUGUCAUCUCAAUUACUGGGAUGGCUGGUUUGGGCAAGACAACACUUGCUAAGAAAGUUUAUAACUCUGUUCUACGAAGUUUUGAGUGUUCAGCUUGGAUUUGUGUUUCUCAACAGCCAAACAUGGAUCAACUUCUGCGUGACAUAGCAAGACAAGUGGGCUUAGGGAAAGCGAAACGGGAGAAUGACAUCGAGGCCAAUUUGUUUGCAUUUUUGUACUACAAAAGGUACGUAAUAGUCAUUGAUGAUAUCUGGGAAACCCAACCAUGGGAUUACUUAAAGAUUGGCAUCCCUAACAAUUUUGAAAAUGGUAGUAAAAUAAUCCUUACUUCUCGACACAGAGAUGUAGGUGUACAUGUUGGUGGGCGAAGCUCUUUACAUGAGUUACAACCCUUGGACUUAAAUAAUAGUAGAAACCUGUUUUUCAAAAUUGUUGGGGGGCCUCCACAUAAUCCUGAAGAAGAAGCAAGUGACCCUCUAGAACAACUGGAGAACAUUGCGGAGAAAAUAUUGAAAAGAUGCAGUGGCGUGCCACUUGCAAUUGUAUUAGUAGCAGGUUUGUUGAGAAAAAAAGAAAGAAAGACACAUGCAUGGAAGGCGGUGUUAGAGAACAUGGGUCAAGAGGAAGAUGAAUGUUUAAAGAUCUUUGCUCUGAGCUACAAAGAUUUACCCCAAAAAUUAAAACUAUGCUUCCUCUAUUUUGGUCUUUUUCCUGAGGAUUGUGAAAUUAUGGCUUUUGACAUAAUUAAUUUAUGUGAGGCAGAGGGAUUUAUUCAAGGUGGUGGAGUGCGGGAGGUUGAUGAUGUAGGCGAUGAUUACUUAAAUCACUUGAUUGCUAGGAACAUGAUUCAAGUGGCUCAAAGUAGUGAACUGGAUGGGAGAGUUAAAAGCGUACGCAUUCAUGAUAUUCUGCACGCUCUUUGCGUGGAGAAGGCCAAGGAGAGUAACCUCUUUCACACUUGCAAUGAAGUUGGUUCUGCUAAUUCUGCUUUGAAAGUUCGUAGAGUUACAACCUAUCACAAUAGUCUCCGUGAUUACACUAAUUUCAGUAGAAUUCCUAAACUUCGUGCAUUGCUAUGUUUCAGAGAAGAAGACUGGAAGGAAUUGGAAAAGAAACAUUUUAAGAAUGUUGUUGGAGACUUGAGAUAUCUUCGCGUGGUACAUCUACAGUGUGGACGUCUGGAGUGCAGAGGCCUCAAAAUUUCUUUGCCAAGUGAAAUUGGCAAUUUGGGCCACUUGAGUUACAUACGUCUGAUUGGGGCAAGUGGUUGUACUAUCAAACUUCCUUCCUCUAUCAUCAAUAUCAAAAGUUUGCUGACAUUGGAUUUUCGAAGAUGUGGUGGUAAAUUUACCAUUCCAGAUUUUAUAUGGAAGAUGAAGCAUUUAAAACAUAUUUUUCUACCUUUGCAUUAUGAAAUUAAAUCUGAUUUAAGGGGUUUUUUGCUUGACAAGGUUAAGUUUCUACAUCCAGUCGAAGCUUCUUCUCUAAAUCUCCAAACCCUCUAUGGUCUAAAGCUUCAACGUAGGCCCAUCAAGCACCGGGUGCCAAAAUUUACCAGUUUGAGAAAAUUGGGAGUCUCAUUCGAGGGCUGUGACUUGUCAAACGUCAAGGUGUUGCUAGAUGCAAUCACCGCAUCACACAAGCUAGAUACCUUGCGAUUGCAGUCUAGACUUGAAGUAGGAGAAUUACAUUCAUUUAAUAUCCAAGAUUUGAAUCUAUUUCGCUUUGAGAAUCUUUCUAGGUUGUAUUUGAGAGCAUUACCGGAGUUACAACAUCAUGUUAGCCUUUUUCCUCCAAACCUCACAAAACUUACUCUCAAGUUCACUUUCUUGAAAGAGAACCCAAUGAAGACUCUGAAGAAACUACCAAAAUUAAAGAUUCUCAAAUUGGAUUCAAAUUCCUACAUUGGGCAGAAGAUGGUUUGCUCCGGGAGAAGAGGAAUUGAUGAUAACUUUCCUCAACUUCAAGUGCUUGAAGUUUUUGACUUGCCUUUUUUAGUGGAGUUAAUAUUGGAGAAGGAGGUGAUGCCACAACUCAACAAGUUGAGAAUCUCAAAUUUCCGUUUCGAAGGUGUCAUUAAACUUCCAAAGAGGAUCAGAGACAUAAGCAUUAUCAAUGAAAAUAAGGAAAGCCGCCCACUAGUUUUUGAAACUGACUUAUAAGUACAUUGGAGAAGAUUGCAGAAGAAAGUAAUAGGUUAUUUGGAGUGAUGUAAAUGGUUGUGCGGAUUGCUUGGCCAAGUUAGCUAGAAGUCAGCGUGCUAUUGAUGUUAUACUGCGGGUGCCACCUAAUUUAGUAGCUUCUUUAUUUGAAAAUGAUUUACAAGGGGUUGGUUCCUUGGAUCGAUUUGUUUUGUAGUUUUGUUUGCUGGGCUUAGGCCUCCUUUAAUAACCAAAAAAAAGAAAAGAAAAAAAGGUUCAAGCAUUAAUAAAGUAUUUACUACAUCUCAUUGUUGCACAAUCUGAGGAAUAAAGAUCAUCUACUUCCUUCUAUCUUCCCUUA